Messenger RNA from Sebastes umbrosus (honeycomb rockfish), 4537 nucleotides. It is a transcript of the gene ndrg2, whose product is annotated as NDRG family member 2. NCBI's taxonomy places the organism in Eukaryota, Metazoa, Chordata, Actinopteri, Perciformes, Sebastidae. The transcript is spliced from 16 exons. The coding region runs from base 408 to 1511 and encodes 367 amino acids. The record is from RefSeq and is a predicted model, not a curated record. Gene Ontology annotation, biological process: signal transduction. Gene Ontology annotation, cellular component: cytoplasm.
AGCUGCCACACGCUGCCUCAAAUAUAAAUCACUUAUUUGCAUUAAAAUAAAAUAUUUAUUGUUGAUUUAUUUAGGGGUAACUUUCUCAACACCCCUAAAAAAAAACCUCCAUCGCUACAUCUUUGCCUUUUGAUUGACCGCUCCAUAUUUUUUCUUCUCCUGUGUUGCUGCUGAAUGUUCCUCCUGCCUGCUGGAGAAAGGAUACAAAAAGAAAACAACAGAGGAAGAAGGCACACUGGAAAAUAAAGGAGGUGGAGGAAAAGAAGUGAAAUAACAGGAGCAUUGGUGGAGAACAGUUUGGGAAGAAAGUGCAAGUGGAGAACGAGACUUGCCAUUUAUACAUUUUUUUUGCUUUUGUGUGAAGAUUUCUUUUGUUUCCAAUCUGCUGAUUAAAAGGAGGUGACGCCAUGACAACAGAAAUGCAGGAGAUCGCCAUCACGGAGGAGAAGCCUUUACUCACGGGUCAGGCUGAGGCCAAGGAUGCUGAACUGGCUGCUAGGAUACUCCUGGACCAAGGACAGGAGCACAGUAUCGAGACGCCCCACGGUGUUCUGCACGUGACCCUCCACGGCACACGAACCACCCGCAGGCCUGCUAUCCUCACCUUCCACGACGCGGGUCUGGACAGUAAGAGCUGCUUCUCCCCUCUGUUCAAGUUCGAGGAGAUGCAGGAGAUCGUCAAGAACUUCACCCUGAUUCAUGUUGACGCUCCGGGGCAGGAGGAGGGGGCCGCCGCCUACCCCACAGGUUACCAGUAUCCCUCCAUGGACACCGUAGCAGAGAUGAUCCCCUCCGUCCUGCAGUUUUUCAACUUCCGUACUGUAAUCGGAGUGGGUGUGGGAGUGGGAGCGUACGUCCUCUCCAAGUUCGCACUUGCAAACCCAGAUUCAGUGGAAGGUCUGGUUCUGGUCAACAUCGACACUAACGCUAGAGGAUGGAUAGACUGGGCUGCUCAGAAGCUCAGCUCUGUGACGUCCUCCCUCACGGAGCAGAUCCUGUGCCACCUUUUCAGUCAGGAGGAGAUGUCAGCAAACACAGAUCUAGUGCAGUCUCACAGAGAGCGCAUCUCCAAAGCGUCUAAUCUGGUGAACAUAGAGCUCCUCUGGAAGACUUACAACAGUCGCAGAGACUUGAACAUUGACCGCAACAGCACCUUCAAGUGUCCAGUAAUGUUGGUGGUGGGCGAUCAGGCUCCAUAUGAGGACGCUGCCGUGGAGUGCAACAGCAAAAUGGACCCAACAACAACUUCAUUCCUAAAGAUGGCUGAUGCUGGUGGUCUCCCUCAGCUGACCCAGCCUGCUAAACUGACUGAGGCUUUCAAGUAUUUCAUCCAGGGAAUGGGCUACAUGGCGUCAUCUUGCAUGACCCGCCUGUCCCGCUCUCGCACCACCUCCCUCUCCUCCUCCUACUCCAUGGAUGGGUCCCGCUCUCGCUCCCGCACCCUGUCGCAGGGCUCGCAGGGCGGUCAGAUGCCGCCAAGCCCCUCCCAAACGAUGGAGGUGUCUUGCUGAAGAAAAAAACAAAAUAAUGAUAGCGAGAGAGAGAGUGAGUGAGAGUGAGAAGAGGGCGAAGGCGAAAGGAAAGGGAAAGAUGAAUCGCGAUGAUAAUGUAGGAAGGAGACAAAUGGGUUACUUAUUUGUCACUAAACAACUCCCAUCAUUCCCCACAAGAGCAGGGUAGGACUAGAGAGGGAGGGAGGAAGAGAGAUGGAGGGAUUUCAGAGGAAGAAUCCUCACAUUUUGCACCACAUGUUGCACCAGUCCUUCUCCUCACACCCCCCUUUCCAGCUCCAAACAAAGGUGGAUUGGGCUGGUCUACAAUGAAUAUGAGAAGUAUAGACAAGAAGAGAUUAAUAGGUGGAGAAAGAAUGGCCACAGUCCUCUCUCCCUCCCUCUAUUGUCAGCCAAUAGAGCCCUUUAAUUUAGACGAGGAGGCCUAUAGAGACCACACACCUUGCGUUAACCAAUAGUAAUAAUUCUGAAAAUGUUGUUGAUGCUGAUGUUGUUGAUGAAGCUAAUGAUGAUGAUAAUGUAAUAGAAAAAAAAAAAACUUUUCUCUUUUAUUAAGUUUAAUAGAUAAAAAAAAAAAAAAACGUACUAUAGCAGAGAUACUUAUAACAAUGUGUGUCUACUACUUUUUAAGCUAGUUUUUAUUGUGUUAUUUUAAUUUCUUUAAUCGGAUUUCUCAUUUUGCCUCAGCGAAACGGCUGAAGCUCCCGAUCGGUUGACCCGUCGUGUGGCAACAGCCAAUGAGAGCCAUUAUAGUGACUACUUCCUCCUUGAUGUUGACAGGUUGUUCAUGUCUUCCAUUUGCCCUGUCUAUUAGUAUUUGUUUUCCCAUUGGAUUUGAUGAGGUGGGCAGGAAGCUUUGUUUUCCUUUUGACUUAGAAGUUGGAAUCAGCCCAUGUGAAUAUUGACUGGGUAAUAUUUUUCUUUUUAUAUUCUUCUAAUGAGUUGUGUGGAUUUGGGUGCGUGUGCUGUUUCGUUUCCGUGGAGUGUGUAGCGAACAUGGCGGUAAGCAUAGGUGAGACUGAGGGUGUUAGCUUUAGCUAUCGUUAACACGAGUCGCACACUAAAAAGUGCUUCCAAUACAGCUGGCAGUCCAGCACUGCGUGUGCUAAUAUCCACGCUUGUGUACUACUUAACAGGAGUGCGUUACGUCGCUAAGUAGCAUGCUCGUAUGGAUAUUGCAUUUCAAGUGUUAGACGUACCCAGAAGGGAUCACUGUGUUUAUCACCUGGGUUGUAAUCUCUUAGCCUUGCCCGUGCACGGAUACCUCCUAACAAACCCAGAUAGCAUACUUGAGUUUCUGUGCGCUGUGAAGCAAGCGGCUUUAUUCAAGCAAGAGAAUUGUGUUGUGAUUGUUGCGAUGUGUGUGUGUGUGUGUUCAAGGAAAGUGAAUGUGAGGAAGCGCCUGUAAGCACAAUUAAUGCAGCAAAGAGGGCCAGGGUCCUAUGGAAAAGUUUAGUAAUUUAGAUUUGAGACCAACAAAACCCCCUGUGACUUCUCAAUGACAAUGUACCAGCCCCUUCACUGCCACACACUCGAGGUAUAUAAAUGUUGCCACCGGGGGCUGAACCUUUUGGUACAACCUCAGUCCUAAGAGGCAAAAAAUAUAAUAGCCUUUUUGAGAGUGAAAAAAUUACCAGCCAUGCCAGUUUUUCCUUGCCAAAAUUUUGCGUAAAUUUGACGACGUGUAGUUGUCUUUGUGUUCACAACCUUAAGUUUCACUUUCACUUUUCAAAUGUAGUUAUUUUAAGCCAAAACACAAUGUGUUUCCGUAAACGGAACCAAGUGAUUUUGUUGCCUAAACCUAAAUAAACUGUUUUGUUUGUGUUCAAAAUGUAACGUUUCAUUCAGGUUUACAACGUGUUAGAAAGUGUCGCUUUCAACUAGUUUUUACGUUUCACAAUAUAGUAGGUGUAGCAGGCCCCUUCUGACCCACAUCUAUGAGGUUUAUAACAACUGAUAACGCACAUUUAAUGAGCUGAUAACAGUCUAAUCCGGUGCCUACUUAAUCUAAACACAAAGCUUAUCACUGCCCAACAACAUGUAGCCAUUGGACUGAACGUACUUUUAAAAGGACCCAUAUUUGGACCCAAUCCUUGGAGCGCAUGUGUAUUUGUAAGCGUGCCACUUGCCAGAUGCAGAGUUGCAUCCGAUUCUUUUUUUAUUUUUACUUAAUAGCAGUAUGAUUUUUAUGAGUCAGUUGGAGGUUGCCUGUUUCUUUCACAUGCUGUCUAGUGCUCCUGUCCCAACAUGUUUGAUGAAGUAGACAUGGAUGAUGACGACAGAGAUAAGAAAGUCAGUGGAGGGCCUCAGAUUUUGAGCUUUGAAUAGACUGGUACUUGGGAGAUAUUAAUGAUGGGAGUGACGACAAUAAUCUGUUUUAAAUCACUCUGGCCCAUCACAUCAGUGCAAUUCACAACCAGCCUGUUGUGCUAUAGGGUGUAAAUGCAAAAUGUGACGUCAAACCAGGAUGCUGCCAUGUUUAGGCACUUUUGUCGCUGUCCAGAGGGCUGAAGUGUAGAAUGUAAAUGCUCCUCCCAGACUUAAAUUAAAACUCAAGCAAUCGGGCAUGGAAGCGUCUACCAAAUAAGGGAUAACAGGUGGAGCCUAGAAAUUGAAAUUGCCAAAAAAGGAAAGGGAGUGGCACUUAUCUGUGGGGAGUUGAGCAAGGCUGUGUGAUUGUAAAUGCUCGUCCAUUUUGUCUUUUGUUUGUCUCUUAAUUUUUACUUCGAUCAUAUUUUUCUAUCCCCUCUAUGUUUUGGGAUUUAAUUUUUUUGUUUGUUUUAUCUCUGUGAAGUGUUAGUUUACCGUCCCGAUGUGCUCACAAGUUAGUUAACCGUGUGAUAGUUCUUGUGUAACUUUUUUAGCUUUAGCGCUGAUAAGGGAGAAUAAUAUAAUUAACAAUAAAAAAAAGAUUAAAGGUAAAGAGAAUACAAUCAAUUCUACUUGUCUGGCUAAUUUCUCUGUGUAACACAAUGAACAUCCUAAAAAAAGCAAACUUAAAUAUUAAUAAAAGCUUAAGAGAAAUA